UCUUCCACUCGAGGAUGAAGAUGAGCGGAGCGCCCAUGGCGGCGGCCUUCCGACCAGCGGCGCAACACCUCGUCGCCCUAUGCGACGACGCCCCUUCUCAUUCCCGCUGCUCAAGCAGCUUUCGCCAGCGCCCUGCGCCUCUGCCGCCCUAUAAGAUCCCGUUCCCGUAUCACUAUACCUUCUGGGAUUAGGUCGCCAAGAUCUAGAUUCGAGCUAGUGGAGCUGAAUACGUAUGUGGUCCUUGUAGAGCUCCGCCGCAGGUAGCUCAUAGAGUCAUAGUCGACAGCCGACGCCCACUGCCGCCGACAUGCGCCUCACCCACGAGCUAUGGGGGUCACCGGCGGCCGAGAGGACGGCCUCGCCAUUGAGUUAUACAGGAUUUCAGGAACCGUGUGGAGACCUAUACAGAAUUCUUAUGCUCAACUACCAGUUAUACGCGUGUAACCGCGUGGAGGAUUGCAGAGAACUGACAAGCGCAAGUGGGGCCUGGAUAUUUUCCUGGUUGACAAGUCUGUGGCCGCCAAGGAUGACCAACUGAUGCCAUGGCCUGAUCAACAGACCCACCCCAGAGCAGUAUAGGUACCAUUCACCAUUAAUCUGAGCGAGAGAGAGAGAGAGAGAGAGAGAGAGAGAGAGAGAGAGAGGGAGGGGAACGGGGAGCUAGAACGAUGAGGCGACGGCAUCAGCUGCUGGUUUCGCCGUCUUGUUGCCUGAGCGGCCUCGUGCUGCUGCUCCUCGCGCUGUCUGCUCGAGCUCAGCGGCAGGCACACACAGAUCCCUCUGAAGUGGCCGCACUGAACGCCAUCUUCCGGCGAUGGGGCCUGCGGGCGUCUGCGGCGUGGAACAUCAGCGGCGAGCCUUGCAGCGGUGCCGCCACCGACGACACCGACAUUGAUGAUGACCCAAACUUCAAUCCGGCCAUUAAGUGUGACUGCUCCUACAACGGCAGCACCGUCUGCCACAUCACCAGGAUGAAAGUAUAUGCACUAGAUGUGGCUGGUCAGAUUCCUGCGGAACUGCAAAAUCUAACUUACCUGGCAAACCUGAAUUUAGGGCAAAAUUACCUGACUGGAUCUUUACCGGCAUUUCUUGGAAAGCUGACUCGGUUGCAAUAUCUAUCUUUCGGAGUCAAUGCAUUAACUGGAGUUGUACCGAGGGAGCUGGGAAAUCUCAAGAAUCUCAUUUCGCUGUCCAUUGGCACAAAUAAGUUGGUUGGUCCACUCCCCGAAGUAGUAGAAAACUUGACCAAACUUGAGCAACUGUAUAUCGAUAGUUGUGGUUUAAGUGGAGAGCUGCCAUCUACCUUUUCCAAACUUAAGGGCCUGAGAGUCCUAUGGGCAUCAGAUAACGAGUUUAUCGGAAAGAUACCUGAUUACAUUGGAAGCUUAUUGAAUUUGACGGACCUGAGACUCCAUGGAAAUAACUUUGACGGUCCCAUUCCUGCAAGUUUUUCUAAUCUUGUCAACUUGGCAAAUUUGCGAAUAGGUGAUUUUACGGGAGAGGUGUCUUCAUUGGCUUUUGUGGUUAACAUGACAUCAUUGAAUACUCUAGUUCUGCGGAACUCCAGGAUAUCUGACAACCUUGCUUCAGUGGACUUCUCGAAAUUUGUUGGACUCAAUUAUCUGGACUUGAGUUUUAACAGCAUCACAGGCAAAGUUUCUCCAACCCUUCUGAACCUGAAUCCCCUCAAUUUCCUAUUUCUUGGGAGCAAUAACCUCUCUGGGGGCCUACCAGACAUGAUUAGCCCUUCACUUACUACUAUUGAUCUGUCAUACAAUAUGCUCUCAGGAAGAUACCCUUCUUGGGUUAACAUGAAUAAUUUACAUGUGAAUUUGGUGUGGAACAACUUUGGGAUAGAUAACUCGAACAACAGUAUUUUGCCUUCAGGACUAAACUGUCUUCAGCGAGAUACUCCAUGUUUAAUUGGUUCUCCAUCUCAUUCUUCCUUUGCGGUAGACUCUGAUGGUAAGAGACCCAUCAGAGGCUCAGACAACUCUAUUUACGAACCUGAUGAUGCCAGUCUUCAAGGUGCAUCAUACUACGUUACAAACUCAACGAGAUGGGGUCUUAGCAACAUCGGGAAAUUCGUGGAUUCCCCCAAUGGGAGUUACAUAAUAGACACUUCUCGCCGGUUUACCAACACACUUGAUUCUGAACUAUUUCAGACAGCCAGAAUGUCACCAUCUUCAUUGAGAUACUACGGCAUUGGGCUCAAGAAUGGCAUGUACAAAGUUGUACUUCAAUUUGCAGAGAUCUUUUUCCCAGGUGAUCAGACAUGGAAAAGCGUGGGAAAGAGGAUUUUUAAUAUAUAUAUCCAGGGGGAUCUUAAAGAAACAGAUUUCGAUAUAAAGAAACAAACAAAUGGAAAAUCUUACACUGUUGUUGAAAGACAUUAUAUUGUUGAAGUAACGAAUAAUUUUCUUGACAUUCAUCUCUUUUGGGCUGGAAAGGGCACUUGUUGUAUUCCUAACCAAGGGUUCUACGGGCCAUUGAUCUCAGCAAUAAGCGUAUCCUCUUAUGGUAGCAACGGCGAAGGGGAUCCUGGUCCACAGAAAAACAGCAGUACCAAUAGAACAGGUUUGGUUGUUGGAGUUGUAGUCUCUGUUGCAGUUUUAGGGUUUCUAGCACUCGCCGGGGUCUUUGUUUGGAGACAGAAAAGGAGGAGGUUAGAGGUGGAAAUGGAAGAGCUGUUCAGUAUAGUUGGAAGGCCUAACAUCUAUAGUUACGGUGAAAUAAAAUCUGCUACGGACAGUUUUAGUCCUAGUAACAUUCUCGGAAGCGGGGGAUAUGGAAUUGUGUACAAGGGUAAGCUACUUGAUGGGAGAAUGAUAGCUGUAAAGCAGCUGUCUUCUACAUCUCAUCAAGGGAAAAAGGAGUUCAUGACAGAAAUUGCAACCAUAUCUGCGGUGCAGCACCGAAACCUUGUGAAGUUGCACGGUUGUUGCAUCGACAGUAAGACUCCACUUUUGGUCUAUGAGUACCUGGGAAAGGGGAGCCUCGAUCAAGCAAUCUUUGGCAAGACAGACUUGAACCUAGAUUGGAGGACACGCUUUGAGAUAUGCGUAGGCAUUGCAAGAGGUCUAGCAUACCUCCAUGAGGAGUCAAGCAUGCGAAUAGUGCACAGGGACAUCAAAGCCAGCAAUGUCUUGCUCGAUGCUGAUCUCAACCCUAAGAUCUCCGACUUCGGGCUGGCCAGGCAUUAUAAGGACAGCAUGACGCAUCUCAACACCGGAGUCGCUGGCACGCUUGGUUAUCUCGCACCCGAGUACGCCAUGAUGGGACACCUGACGGAAAAGGUGGACGUUUUCGCAUUUGGCGUCGUGGCACUGGAGAUCAUCACGGGACGCCGCAACUUCGAUGACAGCCUAGAGGAAGAUGAGAAGUAUCUUCUUGGACGUGCCUGGCAUCUGCAUGAGAGCCAACGGACACUUGAACUGCUAGACAAUAAACUUGCCAAAUUCCACGACGAAGAGGCUGCGCGGCUCAUCAAUGUCGCUCUUCUUUGCACGAUGGGCCUGCCUCAGCAACGCCCACCGAUGUCCAAGGUCGUGUCCAUGCUCACGGAAGACAUCGAGAUGGCCGACGUGGAUACGACCAUGAGGCCUAACUACGUCCCUGAAUGGCAGCUCAGGAGCUUGAGCAGCAGCUUCUUCUCAGGGUCGGGGUCGUCGGUUCAGCAGUCCACGGGCAGCGAGGUCAGUGCGCCGUCCAGCUCGAGCAAGAAACCGGCCUGGAUCCACAGGGACACCUCGCCGCUGGCUCUGUCGCCUUGUUCUAGUGGCGGGAUCGACGAGGGAGCGUGAAUGCCCGUGCCUGCAAGGCUGCAGAUUUUAGUUCGAGUUGAGAACCUGGAUCUUGUCCUUUCCAACAUUGGGUCCUGAACUCUUGAUUCCUUCAUUGCUAUACUACUCCCUCUGUUCACUUUUAUAAGGCGCUGAAGAAUUUCAGACAGCGUGCAAAGUAGCCUAUUUUCAGUUGUCUGAAAUGACUUACAAAAGUGAACGGAGGGAUUAUCAUAUUUCGUUAGUUUGUGUAGAGAAGAACGUUACCGUUGAAUGAAGAGAAAGGCAUUUGGAAUCUGAAUAAAUCUGCUGUUAAUCUGUCAGAUCCUUGUGUCU
Triticum dicoccoides is the source of this 4118-nucleotide messenger RNA. Its product is annotated as probable LRR receptor-like serine/threonine-protein kinase At1g56130. Gene Ontology annotation, biological process: protein phosphorylation. The transcript has 25 exons. Gene Ontology annotation, molecular function: ATP binding; protein binding; protein kinase activity. The record is from RefSeq and is a predicted model, not a curated record. The coding region runs from base 669 to 3803 and encodes 1044 amino acids. Gene Ontology annotation, cellular component: plasma membrane. NCBI's taxonomy places the organism in Eukaryota, Viridiplantae, Streptophyta, Magnoliopsida, Poales, Poaceae.